Messenger RNA from Rhododendron vialii, 2401 nucleotides. RefSeq lists its product as uncharacterized. The transcript is spliced from 22 exons. Gene Ontology annotation, biological process: pyrimidine nucleobase biosynthetic process; CTP biosynthetic process. The record is from RefSeq and is a predicted model, not a curated record. NCBI's taxonomy places the organism in Eukaryota, Viridiplantae, Streptophyta, Magnoliopsida, Ericales, Ericaceae. Gene Ontology annotation, molecular function: CTP synthase activity; identical protein binding. The coding region runs from base 305 to 2113 and encodes 602 amino acids.
CUAUAAAAGCCGCCAUUGCCUCAUCUUCCCCCAUCACCAUUCUUCCCCUGGCCUCCACUCUCUCUCUCUCUCUCUCUCUCUCUCUCUCCCUCCCUCUCUGCUCACCUCUCUGUUAGACGGCGAAGAUUUCAGUAUAGGUAAGGCACAAAGAGUUUUCGGUACUCUCGAUCAUAAUCCUUCCAUUUGAGAAAGAAGAAAAGGGCGGGCGAGCAACAACUUAUUUGUUGCUCUGAAUCGACGAAAAUAGGAGCAACUGAAGGAGUCAAAGGGGGAAAAAAUUGACAGAAAAAGAAGAAAAGGAAAAAUGAAGUAUGUGUUGGUGACAGGGGGAGUAGUUAGUGGUCUUGGUAAAGGAGUUACGGCCAGUAGCAUUGGCCUCAUUCUUAAGGCCUGCGGCCUCCGUGUUACUUCCAUCAAGAUUGAUCCUUACUUGAACACUGAUGCUGGAACCAUGUCCCCUUUCGAGCAUGGAGAAGUGUUUGUUCUAGAUGACGGUGGAGAGGUGGACCUCGACCUUGGAAACUAUGAGCGAUUCUUAGACAUCAAGCUGACACGUGAUAAUAACAUCACUACCGGAAAAAUUUAUCAGUAUGUAAUUGACAAGGAGCGAAGGGGCGACUACCUGGGGAAAACUGUUCAGGUUGUACCUCACAUUACUGAUGCCAUUCAAGAAUGGAUAGAACGUGCAGCAAUGAUUCCUGUUGAUGGAAAGGAAGGUCCAGCAGAUGUUUGUGUCAUUGAGUUGGGUGGUACUAUAGGGGACAUUGAGUCAAUGCCAUUCAUUGAGGCGCUAGGACAGUUCUCCUACCGCGUAGGUGAGGGCAACUUUUGUUUGAUACAUGUCAGCCUGGUGCCUGUUUUGAGUGUUGUUGGUGAGCAGAAAACAAAACCAACCCAACAUAGUGUAAGGGGACUAAGGAGCAUGGGAUUAAUGCCAAAUAUUUUAGCUUGCCGGAGCACAACGGAACUUGAUGAAAAUGUGAAGGCCAAGCUCUCUCAAUUUUGCCAUGUUCCGGAUAAAAAUAUCAUCACUCUGUAUGAUGUAUCCAACAUCUGGCAUGUUCCUUUGCUUUUAAAGGAUCAGAAGGCACAUGAGGCUAUCUUGAAAGUGCUGAACCUUUCAUGUGCCAGCGAACCAGAAUUGGGGGAAUGGACAACUAGGGCUAAACUCUGCGAUAGCUUACAUCAGCCUGUCAGAAUUGCCAUGGUGGGAAAAUACACUGGCCUUUCAGAUUCGUACCUUUCUGUUCUAAAGGCUCUUUUGCAUGCUUCUGUUGCUUGCUGUAGAAAACUUGUUAUCGAUUGGGUUCUAUCCAGUGAUCUUGAAGAGGCAACUGCUAAAGAGAAUCUUGAUGCUUAUAAAUCGGCUUGGAAGUUGUUGAAGGGUGCAGAUGGAGUGCUCGUUCCAGGCGGUUUCGGGGACAGAGGGGUGCAGGGGAAAAUUAUGGCUGCAAAGUAUGCCCGGGAAAAUAGGAUUCCAUACCUUGGAAUAUGCUUAGGCAUGCAAAUUGCUGUCAUUGAGUUUGCUCGAUCAGUCCUUGGGCUACAAGACGCCAACAGCACAGAGUUUGAUCCUAACACCCAGAGCCCUUGUGUUAUAUUUAUGCCAGAGGGUUCAAAAACCCAUAUGGGAGGCACUAUGCGCCUUGGAUCAAGAAAGACUUAUUUUCACGUCACAGACUGCAAAGCUGCAAAGUUGUAUGGCAAUAAGAGCUUCAUUGACGAGAGACAUCGGCACAGAUAUGAGGUAAAUCCUGAUAUGGUAGUUCAACUUGAGGAUGCUGGCCUCGCUUUUGUUGGAAAAGAUGAUAGUGGUUGUCGCAUGGAGAUUAUUGAACUGGCUAACCAUCCAUACUAUGUUGGCGUUCAAUUCCAUCCGGAGUUCAAGUCAAGACCAGAGAAACCUUCUGCUCUUUUCUUAGGGCUUAUAGCAGCAGCAGGUGGACAGUUGGAUGCUUUCCUCAAGAAGAAUGGUGUGACAAGGGCUAGUAGUAUGAGCAACGGUAAUUCAACGAUGAAAUCACGCCAAUAUGGGAAUGGAGAGAAGACCUCCAAUUGGUCAUCAUUGGGUGCUAAUGCUAUCUACACAAACGGGAAUGGUGUCCACUGUUAACAAGAAACUUGUUUUUGGUGCUAAUUUACUCCUGGGCACCUCUCUACCUCUUUAUAUGAGUGCCCUAUUAUUUUUGCUAGGAGCUUUCUUCUCGGUUGGUCUGUACAGCCAGAGUGUGGAUAGGGUGUUAUAGCUCUCGAAUGGACUCGGUUCAUAGAACAGAGCUGGAUUCCGGUCUUUUAAACGGAACAGCCUUUUGUGUUUACAGGAAAUUGCGGAUUAACGAGGGGAUAAUGGACUAUUUAUUUGUUUUUGAUUUAUUUAUUGCUGAUGUUUCAAUUGCAAUAA